AUGCGCAGGUCGUCUAUCGAGAAGGCGGAGCCUCUCGUCCUGGAGGACGAGCUACCCCAGAUUUACCUGACCCGAAGAAAGACCUUUCAAAGCGACGAGUCUGCCGCUGAGGAGGAUGAGUUCGAGGCCUUACUCGAGCGAGCGGCGCAGACCCUGAAGAACCGAACGCAAGAGUCUUCGGGACAGCGAAGAUUCAACCAAGCCGGCAAGUCCGCGCCUGCUGACCGCGCUCUCAAGAACGUUCCUCACACCGUACUCCGCGACGUCGCCUCCAUAGACGACAAUGCCGCGUCCAACCAGAUAGCCUCGAACAUUGGUGAACAGGUCGAGUACUUUGCGGAAAGCAGCGCAGUGUUGAUGAAGGCACUGGACGAAAUCUCGAGCGUGCAUCCGUUCAUCAGAGUUGCUGUUAUGGCCUUCAAGGCCGUCAUUGCGCUCGAACUGAAGCGCCGAGAGAACAAUCACAAGGUCGUCGCUCUCAACAUACAGAUGCAGGACAUGAUGUCCGCGCUCUUGCCUCUCCGCCUCAUCCGCGACUCCCAGCACGUCGCCCCCGACGGCACCACGCUCGAAAACAGCAUCAAACCCCUCAUGCCCCGCAUCGCCGACGACAUCAUCGCCUGCGGCAACGCCUGCGACGCCUACACGAAGAAGAGCAUGGUCGCCAAGGUGCUCAAGUCCUUCAUCUACGAGCAAAGACUGGCCGACUUUGGCGAGCGAUUUGCGCAGAGGCGCGCCUCUUUGGAGCUCGCACUGUCCGUCCACACGGCGGUCGGUGUGCACGAGAACGGGCAAGCGCUAGGAACCGUCACCGAAGAACUCACCGGGGUCGGCGACCGGCUCAGCGCGAUGGACGAGCGGCUGGGUGGCGGGCUGGGUGGUGUGGGCGCGAAGGUCGACGAGGCGAACGAGCAUCUGGGCGCGGUGCACACGAAGCUGGACGCAAUGAACGCGAAGCUGGAGAUGCUGCUCUUAUUCAGGAAGCUCGACUCCCCACGGGAGCGCGAGAUCUCGGCGUAUGUGCACGCGCACGGGGGCCCGAACGCGUGCAUGGGGGACGAGCGGGCGCUGGAGGAUCUGGCGAGGAUGGAGGCGGGGGCGGUUAUUCGGAGUCAGGGGCCGACUCUGACGAAGAGUAGGACGACGACGGAGAGGGGGCGGCAGAGGGAGUCAGUGGGCAUGGCGCUGGGGAUGAAUGGCGGGCUAUCGAGGAGGGGGUCCAUUGAUCUCUCGGAUGUGUUUUACCUGAAGCGCGAGUUGCAAGAGGAUCUGGAUGAGAGCUUGGAGAAGAACAUGGAUCGUUUCUUGAGGAAGUUGGGAGCCUUGAAAGAGGAGCUGGUCGGUGCACUGGAGAACAUCGAGACGUCAAUACAUCGGGAGGGUGACCGUGUAGUAACUGAUUUGACAAGGGUGUACACUCAUGGAGCGCAUGAGCGAAUCAAGGACGAGGACAUCCACAACCUUUGGCAAGAGAUGCACUGGCGCAACGCCGUCAAAGCACACCACUUCACCCUCGCACUGCGCGACCACGUUAUCGAGAAGCACCGUAGCAAGUAUCAUCGGACCGACGCCUACCAGGUAUCACGCAUGUCCAUGGUCUACACGCCCCCGGAUCUGCAUUCGCCUGGCUCGACGGCGUCCUGCAUGUCGCAGCAGCCACCGGAGGACAUCGCUCGAGCGAUCACGGAGUCGCUGCAGAGGCAGAAGAGGGAUUCAGACCCGGACCAGUGGGCGAUCAAUGCGUUGACGAUGUUGACGGUGCAGCCAAUUUCGGAGGCUUUCGAUGAUGAUGGGACGGGGUUUAUCAGUACUCGCGAAGUGAACGUCUUCACCUCUUCGCGGCCGAGGAAGUGGAGCCUUCUCCACUGGCUCGUAUAUUGGGGCGAAGGCUGGUACGAUUCCCUCCUCGACUACCGCGUCAAGAUCCUGCGCACCAUGCAAGCGAUGUAUGGCAUGCUCGACGAGCUCCGCCCCGCCAAUCGCAGCGCCGUCGAUCAGUACCUCGGCCAUAUCGCCUUCCGGCGCAUCGAGCUCCUCCUUCGCGGCCUGGAUACCUCGCGCCCAAGAGCGCACCAGAGCGUACUUGAUCGGCUGCGCCCGUAUACGCGCGCGGAGGAGGCUAAGCUGAAGCAGAGACUGAAGGGUGUCAACUUCGAGAUCGACGACCAGAGUACGCUGCAGGUGGUCAAAGGUCCUGGCAGGAUUGACAGGUACAUCUUCCCACUGCUGUAUCUGACCCUCUGCCACCAUCUGGGUAUCAUACGGCUGGGCCAUGCGUACCUGCUCGAUGAGGCUGAGCUCGCCUCGGCGUCGGAGUCUCUGUACCAGCUCAUGGCAGCGGUAGACGAACGUGUUCUGAGGCUUAGUGCUAUCAUGCGUCAGACACAACUUGAUCGCCAUGCACGCUUAGGUACAUACGCCUUCGGCAUGUUCCAAUACGUUGCCGAUCUCUCGCAGAACCUCGAGGACUACGCAGCCGACAAUAUCUUGCAGUUCAGCUAUUAUCUCGACUCCAACGUGGACGAGGGGGAUGACGAAGUCCUGACUCUGGAAAACCAAGGAGAGAAGCCCAAAGGCGUGCUCACCUGGGCAUACGAUUCCUCUGGCUACGUAUCCUCGCCUGCGAUCGCGACCACCAACUCCCAUAUAUCGGGCACUUGGACCGGCCUUUGUGCAUAUCACGGUGGCAUGCAAUUUGGCUGGGUAUCCGGGCUGCUUGACAUUUCGCUCGACGUGGACGAAGACGGAGUUGUUUUUGGUACCGGCCGCUGCGCGCUCGCCGACUGUACGAUUGACGGGACGUGCGAGACCGACGAGGAUGGGCUGAUCACGCUGAAAUUCACUGUCACCUUCCAAGCCGUCCCUUGGGUAUCCUCCACGGCACUGAACACGUUGUCGUUCGAGGGAGGCUACCUCGAGGGAACGAACAUGCUGUCAGGCUCGUGGGGAAACGCCGGCGACGUAUCCCCUGAAUCGCUCAUCCUCGUACGCACACCCGGAGACGUGUACAGAUUCCGCCACUGCAUCGACGAGGAGGGUCGCUCGGCUGCGACGUUCUGGCGCUUUGCGCGCGAAGCCGUGCUGCAUCGUGUGCGUCACCAACGUUGGAGCGCAACGUACUUUAGGCAGCGACUGCAGGAGAAGCAGCUCUAUGUCGAUCUGCAUAUGCGGCGCAUCAACUGGAGUCUCUUCGCUGCUCAGCCGCCGCUCUCGUGGGCGGAGUGGGAUACGCUGCGACAUCUGAACGCGUCCAUCUCCCCCGAGGAUGCGCGCUUCUACUUCUCAAUCGUCGCUUUCCGUCGCAGGCAGCUAUGUAUUCACCACAAUGCAUGGUGCAACGCUUGCCAUCGUAUCAUAGUCGACGACCGAUACAUGUGCCUCCAGUGCGCCGAAGAGGGCUUGCGCUAUCAGAUCGACCUCUGCGUCGACUGUCGUGACCAGACUCCAACUAGCGGCGCCCUCGUACAUAAGCGUUCUCAUGCUCUUGCGAGGUUCAACUACGUCUUGCACGACUACCAGAAGAAGGCCGUAUACGAAGACGCGCUUGAGGCGCUCGAUAGAGUGAAGAGGAUCGCUACUCGCUUGGAAGACUUCUCGCUUGAAUCGCCACUUACGCCGAAGACGGCGAUGGCUUUCGAGACCCGCUCAGGAUGCCGCGAGGAGUCCAUUGCGCCACCGACCUGCGAGGAAUGUCGCAGCGCCGUCAUCUUGCCGUGCUGGUACUGCGCUUCUUGUUAUAUCAAUACCCAACAGGACGUCUUCGCCUGCGAAAACUGCCGCAAUCGGGAGCAUAUGUCGUACCAUGUCUGGAUUUUAGUGAAGGAGGAGACGCUUCGCCCAGAGUUGUCGACCGUCGAGCUGCGUCUGAAGGCUCUGGAGCAGAGGUUCAUAGGCGAACAGAAGGGUGUACACGACCGCAUGGCGGCGCUGGAGCAGAAGUUGGACAUGAUACUUUCCAAGCUUGGGGGUGCAGACGCCGAGUAG
Messenger RNA from Schizophyllum commune H4-8, 3984 nucleotides. RefSeq lists its product as uncharacterized. The record is from RefSeq and is a predicted model, not a curated record. The transcript is spliced from 14 exons. Lineage: Eukaryota; Fungi; Basidiomycota; Agaricomycetes; Agaricales; Schizophyllaceae. The coding region runs from base 1 to 3984 and encodes 1327 amino acids.